This is a messenger RNA of Panicum virgatum (switchgrass), 1193 nucleotides long. Its product is annotated as protein SPA, chloroplastic-like. NCBI's taxonomy places the organism in Eukaryota, Viridiplantae, Streptophyta, Magnoliopsida, Poales, Poaceae. The record is from RefSeq and is a predicted model, not a curated record. The transcript is spliced from 5 exons. Bases 211 to 819 code for a protein of 202 amino acids.
CGCCGUUGACUAGAACAGCGAUUAGUGGAGAGGAGGGCGGGCGGGGAGCGGCGCAGCGUCGGCUGCGCUGCGCUGCGUGCGCCGCCGCCCUCUGCUCCCGCACGCGCGAGGCGUCAAGCGCGCGGCGGCGCACAGGAAAGGACACGGCGGCGCCGCGGCGGCGGGCCCCAGCUUGGUAGCUGGCCGUGAAGCCACGUCACCCACAAGAGCAUGCGUGCGUGUCAUACACAGCCACAGGAAGGAGGGGGAAAAAACAUGCGGUGCAAAAUGCUCCUCCCCUCCCGCUCGGGAUGUCCUCCGGGCCCAACCAAAGCCAUCCGCGCCGCAGCCGGCGCAGCGCAGCGCAGCGCAGCAGCCAUGGCCACCUCUUCCUCGCCGCUCGCCGCGCUCCACUCCUCCUUCCUCUCCUCCACUCCUUCCCCGCCGUGCAACGUGGCGGCGCCCCCCCGGCGGCGGAGGGUACCGUACCCUCGCAUCCGGGCCAUUGACCUCGACCAGAACACGAUUGUGGCCAUAUCGGUGGGCGUCGUCAGCAUCGCCGUCGGGAUAGGUGUCCCCGUCUUCUACGAGACCCAAAUCGACAAUGCUUCAAAGAGGGAGAAUACACAGCCGUGCUUCCCCUGCAGCGGCUCUGGCGCACAGGUAUGCAGGUUUUGCACUGGAAAGGGCAUCGUUACUGUAGUGCUUGGCGCAGGCGAGACUGAAGAAUCAAAGUGUGUCAACUGUGAUGGCAUCGGCUCUUUGACAUGCACCACAUGCCAAGGCUCUGGGAUCCAACCACGCUAUCUUGACCGCAGGGAGUUCAAGGAUGACGACUGAAUGAAGGUUUUGUUUUAAUAUUUCUUGUGGGUGUGCCGGAAGAUGUAAAAUCACUGCCUGAUUUGAGGACGGCGUUGCUUAUUCAGAAGAGCUGUACGUGUACCUAUCAGCCAUCAGGAUCCCAUGCAUCUGAUUGUUUUGUGUUGUGUUACCUGUGUAUCUGUCCCAGUUCGGUAAAUACAUAUAUGGCAGCGGAGAAGAUGACUCGAACACAAGUGUUGGACGUUUUGCGACUGAUGUAAAUGUAAUAUUACCGUGUUCGUUUAACGUUUGGAGUUUACUGGCCCUAAUAAUCUGUAAGUGCAUGCUGGAUUACUGCAUUGGGGAAAAGGCAUUCGUGUCUCACCAAAAUAGAUUGGCGAAAAUAAAUUUUU